GUUUAAGCAAAGAAAGUUGGUCACAUACAAAACUUUACUUUGCUGGAUUAUUAUUACUAGGUCUUGGAUUUCUUACAUUUCAUCCUACAAUGCAAGAAUUUUGUUUGUUUGCAGUUGUUGGACUGACUACAGAUUUCUUUUUACAAUUAUUCUUUUUUGUUACUAUACUUUCGGUGGAUAUUCGACGAAUGGAACUUUCUGAUCUGAUGUUAGAAUAUCCAGUUCAUUCAUUUAUGCAAGAACCACAAAUGAUUCCACCAUUUUAUUCAUUCACUUCACCAUUAACAUCUUCAACUUCUUUAUCAUCAUCAUUAGAUAUGAUGAUUAUGACUACUGAGUCAUCGUGUAAAAUUGAACAAUCCAAUUCAUCAUCAUUAUUAUUCACGGAAACAACAUCAAAUCAAAGUGAAACACGAAUAUCGAAUAAAUAUUUAGCUUGCAUGUUAUCAUUUAUUUCCAAUUUAACCUUCCUAUUGUUUAAAUCAAUUAAAUUGAUUUUAGGACGAACAAGAUUAUCGUUUACGAAAAGACAUAGACGUAAUGUUUCUGCUGCACAAACAGCUGCAUACUUAGCAUCUGAUGGUAAGUCAACGCAAAAUGUUCCAAGACGUUUGCGUGUUCUUCGUUGUUGGGCAAAAUCUCGACUUAUACAACGUGUUCUUCUGGUACGUUGA
This is a messenger RNA of Schistosoma turkestanicum, 674 nucleotides long. The record is from the annotation of a GenBank genome assembly. NCBI's taxonomy places the organism in Eukaryota, Metazoa, Platyhelminthes, Trematoda, Strigeidida, Schistosomatidae.